Aspergillus sclerotioniger CBS 115572 is the source of this 2380-nucleotide messenger RNA. Its product is annotated as glucose-6-phosphate dehydrogenase. The record is from RefSeq and is a predicted model, not a curated record. The coding region runs from base 429 to 1934 and encodes 501 amino acids. Gene Ontology annotation, molecular function: NADP binding; glucose-6-phosphate dehydrogenase activity. Gene Ontology annotation, biological process: pentose-phosphate shunt, oxidative branch; glucose metabolic process. Gene Ontology annotation, cellular component: cytosol. The transcript has 9 exons. NCBI's taxonomy places the organism in Eukaryota, Fungi, Ascomycota, Eurotiomycetes, Eurotiales, Aspergillaceae.
CUCCCUUGGUCCUCUCGAGUCCUCUCCUCCUCUUCCAACGACCCCCAGACUCUCCCUCCCUUCUUGUGGUGGCUCACAUCGAUACAACAUGGCUAGCACGAUAGCACGCACUGAGGAACGCCAGACUGCUGGGUGAGUUUGCGGCCUCCCUCUCUGACAUCACACCCCUCCCCCGUCCCUCCUGCCCGCCGCCCGGACGUGAAGAUUCACCCACUCCAUUCCCUGUCGGUCGCCCACCAGACACUGGCAGGCUGCUCGGUUUCCUUUCUUCUCCAAUUCAUCACUGGGUCUCCUUCUUCGGUGUUGAACAGAGGAAUAUCCUUGUGACUCACCGUCAAUCAUCGACUGCCCCUCCCUGCUGUUAUUGACUGCGGGCGCCUCCUUCGAUCGAUCUUCAUAUACACCUGCCAAGUUAUAAUCAAACUAACAUGGAUGUUUCGCGUAGCACCAUGGAACUCAAAGAUGACACCGUCAUCAUAGUGUUGGGUGCGUCUGGUGAUCUCGCAAAGAAGAAGACUUUCCCGGCACUUUUCGGCCUUUAUCGCAACAAGUUCCUCCCCAAGGGUAUUAGGAUUGUCGGAUAUGCCCGGACAAACAUGGACCACGAGGAGUACCUGAGGCGUGUGCGCUCAUACAUCAAGACCCCCACCAAGGAAAUCGAAGAGCAGCUGGACAGCUUCUGCCAGUUCUGCACGUACAUCUCUGGUCAAUAUGACAAGGAUGACUCUUUCAUCAACCUCAACAAGCACCUCGAGGAGAUCGAGAAGGGCCAGAAGGAGCAGAACAGAAUCUACUACAUGGCCCUCCCCCCCAGUGUUUUCACCACCGUUUCCGACCAGCUGAAGCGCAACUGCUACCCCAAGAACGGCAUUGCUCGUAUUAUCGUAGAGAAGCCUUUCGGUAAGGACCUUCAGAGCUCGCGCGAUCUCCAGAAGGCCCUCGAGCCCAACUGGAAGGAAGAGGAGAUCUUCCGUAUCGACCACUACCUGGGUAAGGAGAUGGUCAAGAACAUCCUCAUCAUGCGCUUCGGAAACGAAUUCUUCAAUGCAACCUGGAACCGCCACCAUAUCGAUAACGUUCAGAUCACAUUCAAGGAGCCCUUCGGUACUGAGGGACGUGGUGGUUACUUCGAUGAGUUCGGCAUCAUCCGUGAUGUCAUGCAGAACCACCUUCUGCAGGUGUUGACGCUGCUCGCUAUGGAGCGCCCCAUUUCAUUCUCUGCUGAGGACAUUCGUGACGAGAAGGUUCGUGUCCUGCGCGCGAUGGAUGCCAUUGAGCCCAAGAACGUCAUCAUUGGCCAGUACGGAAAGUCUCUGGAUGGCAGCAAGCCCGCCUACAAGGAGGACGAGACCGUGCCCCAGGAUUCCCGCUGCCCCACCUUCUGCGCCAUGGCCGCCUACAUUAAGAAUGAAAGGUGGGAUGGUGUUCCCUUCAUCUUGAAGGCAGGUAAAGCCUUGAACGAGCAGAAGACCGAGAUCCGUAUCCAGUUCCGUGACGUCACUUCUGGAAUCUUCAAGGACAUCCCUCGCAACGAGCUUGUCAUCCGUGUCCAGCCCAACGAAUCCGUGUACAUUAAGAUGAACUCCAAGUUGCCCGGUCUGUCCAUGCAGACGGUUGUGACUGAGCUCGACCUCACCUACCGCCGCCGCUUCUCCGACCUCAAGAUCCCCGAGGCCUAUGAGUCCCUGAUCCUGGAUGCUCUGAAGGGCGACCACUCCAACUUCGUCCGUGACGAUGAACUGGACGCCAGCUGGAGGAUCUUCACCCCUCUCCUGCACUAUUUGGAUGACAACAAGGAGAUCAUCCCCAUGGAAUACCCCUAUGGCUCUCGCGGACCCGCUGUCCUGGAUGACUUCACCGCGUCCUUCGGCUACAAGUUCAGCGACGCUGCUGGCUACCAGUGGCCUCUGACUUCCACCCCCAACCGGCUGUAAAUGAGCAUAGUCGGAAGGUUAUGACGGGAAAGGAAGAAAAACGCCGCCACGGCGAAAAAAAUGUUAAUGCGACUGAUUUUCGUUGGAGAAUCAUGGUAUGACGGGGAUCUGGGAUGAUAUGACAGAAACGAAGCACUCGGUACUAUUUAUCGGUCGGCCGGGCAAUGACUGGAGUUAUCUAUUCGCAACCCCUUUAGAAACGAAUUCAGAGAACGUUACGAAUCACGGGAGGUCGGUUGGGGCCGCUGGACUUCACUGGAGGCUGGAAGUAGUGGCGUGGCGGUAGAUGAUGAUUUUAUUUUUGAUUAGGGAGUACGAUGCAGCAUCUGUUCGAUCGGGGAAAUUGGCAUACUAUGUAUUACUUCCCCGGUUUCCGACAGAUUACUCCGUAGUGCGAGAAUUUACCCUUGCCCGUCCACUAUUUAUAAACACAACAAGUACCGUCG